GCAAGCGCGCAUGAAGAUGCAUUUCAUUUUGGACAGGGCCUGGGUAUCUGGACAAGACAUGUGACUUUCAUAGAUCAGGUGACUCUCCGGAAAGUGAAACGUGUCAGACUCCACGCCUCUAUUUGCUUUCCAGCAACGCUUGAAAAUGCCGUAAAUACCUUAAGAUCGAUCGGCAGAUCAUUUGUCGAUCCUUCAACUAAAGAGUGACAAUAAAAACACUGUAAACACCAAUAGAAACAAAAGUCGAACACACUGAUUGUGGAGAUUUUCUCUAUAAAAGACACAGCAGGCGCUUAUUGUGGUUAUUUCUGACGAGUUCAGAGUCUGACUGGGGUCGCGUGUAAAUUCACAGUAGUGGGGCCCAUUUUCGUUAUCUUGCCUAGGGCCCCACAAACCUACAGGCCGGCACUGAAGGAACUCAACUCUGUUGAGCUGCAGUGCAUAUCAUCUCUCUGUCUGUGUAUACACUGUAUACAGUGAAAUGGCAGAAUCCAGUAUUUCAUGGGCUGAGGAUCAGUUCAGCUGUCCAGUGUGUUUGGAUCUCCUGAAGGAUCCAGUGACGAUUCCCUGUGGACACAGUUACUGUAUGAGCUGCAUCUCAGGUUGCUGGGAUCAGGAGGAUUGUAAGGGAAUCUACAGCUGUCCUCAGUGCAGACAGACCUUUAGUCCAAGGCCAGUUUUAGGUAAAAAUGUGGUAUUUGCUGAAAUGGUGGAGAAACUGAAGAAGAUGAGACUCCAAGCUUCUCCUCCUGCUACUUCCACUGAUGCUCCUGUUUCUCUUCACACUGGAUCUGGAGAUGUUCAGUGCGACUCCUGUACUGAAAUUAAACAGAAAGCAGUGAAAUCGUGUCUGGAGUGUCGAAUUUCUUACUGCCAAAAUCACCUUGAACAGCAUGAGAAUCUCUUCAGAGCUAAAAAACACAAUCUGAUGGAUGCCACUGAACAACUCCAGGAGAUGAUCUGCCCUCAACAUGACAAAAAGCUGGAAAUUUACUGCCGUACUGACCAGCAAUGUAUCUGUGUGCUGUGUUUGGUGGAUAAACACAAAAAUCAUGACACUGUAUCAACUGCAGCAGAAAGGAAAGAGAAACAGAGACAUUUGGAGGAGAAACAGAGAAAAUUACAGAAGAUAAUCAAUCAGAAAGAGAAAGAUCUUCAGAAGCUGAGAGAGGCUGUGAAAACUCAUAAGCGCUCUGCACAGACAGCAGUGGAGGACAGUGAGAGGAUCUUCACUGAACUCAUCCACUCCUUUGAGAAACGUCGCUCUGAGGUGAAGCAGCUGAUCAGAGAUCAGGAAAGAGCUGCAGUGAGUCGAGCUGAAGAACAACUGGAGAAACUGAAGAAGGAGAUCAAUGAGCUGAAGAGGAAAGACAUUGAACUGGAGCAGCUUUCAAAAAGACUGGAUCAUGUUUAUUUCCUCCAGAGUUUGUCGUCUGUUUCUUUCUCUGGAUCUACAGAUGACUUCACUGUCAGUUCUCAUUUGUCUUUUGAUGAUGUAGUGAAAUCAGUCUCUCAACUCAGAGAUAAUCUGCAGAAGCUCUCCAGAGAGACUAUAGAAAACCUAAAUGGAAGAGUGAAAACUGUCCAGGUCAUCCUGGCUCCUGAAUGUCAGACCAGAAAGGAGUUCCUACAAUAUUCCCUUCUGUUGACUCUGGAUCUGAACUCGGUGAAUAAUUUGCUCCAUCUGUCUGAGGGAAACACAGUAAUCACUGCCACUAACAUACUCCAGCAGUAUCCUGAUCAUCCAGACAGAUUUGAUUACUGGUGGCAGGCGUUGUGUAAAGAGAGUGUGACUGGACGCUGUUACUGGGAGGUGGAGUGGAGCAGCAGAGAAGGGAGAAUAGGAGUAGAUAUAUCAGUGGCAUAUAAAAGCAUCAGGAGGAAGGGACGGACAGCUGAGAUUGAAGCUGGACGUAAUGAUCAGUCCUGGAGAUUGUACUGCACUCCUUUCUGUUUCUCAUUCUGGCACAAUAACAUCAAGACCGUCCUUCCUGUAACCUGUGUGUCCAGUAGAAUAGGAGUGUAUGUGGAUCACAGCGCAGGCAUUUUGUCCUUCUAUAGCAUCUCUGACACAAUAAGUCUCAUCCACAAAGUCCAGACCACAUUCACUCAGCCUCUCUAUGCCAUGUUUGGAUUUGAUAGUAACUCAACAGUAAAACUGUGUCGCCUGACCAAUUAAAUGAUAAAUCAGAUAGGCUUAUUAAAAAAAAAAAAAUCGGAAACACAACUACAAUGCACUGUUUGACUAGAUAGACAGACAGUGAGACUGUGUUGCAUAACCAAUUAUAUCAAACAGGGUCUAAAAAUAUUUUUUGUUAUACAACAUUAUGAAUCAGUACGACUAAGAUUUCAUAGGAAUGCCAGUGAACUUUUAAUCAUGAAAAUAUAAAAAAAUGUGUGAAGUUUAUUGAAAUAUGAUAUAACUCCUGUUUGACUGUCAAACUUUUUUAAAAUAAUUACAUUGUAAUGAAUAAUUUUAUCAACUCUGGAUUUCUGUAUUGUUUACUUGAGCAAACUUGGUUUGAUCUGAAUUUAACUUACAAUUGUGAACAAAUGCAAUGUAAUUGAAACUAACAAAACAUUGUUAUUAAAUAUAUAAUCAGCGUUGUAAAGUCCACAGAAUUGGGCUACUUUAACACUGUUGCCGUGGGUUGUUUUUCAUGUUCAGGGGUUUAAGCGACACGAAAACCUAAUAUUUAUCCCCUGAAAUGUGAAUUUUAUAAGGGGAACUCCUCCAAAAAAAUGUGUAUUUUACCCCGCCAAACACGAUUGGGCAAAUUUUGAGUAGCAAUUAGGUGGGUUUUGCUGUGAAAACCUGGCAACCCUGUAUAUAAUCAUUCACUGUGCAGGCCAGAGAAAAUAAGUGAACCUUGAAUUUAGUAAGGGUUAGUAGAAGGGUUCACAACUUAUUCUUACAAAGCGUUGUCUUGUGCAUGUUCAUAUACACAGUUUUCAAUGUAAUUUGUUUUGUUCAAAAGAAAUUGUACUUGAUGUUAACAGAGGUUUUUUUUUUUUUUUUUU
Messenger RNA from Labeo rohita (rohu), 3021 nucleotides. Its product is annotated as E3 ubiquitin/ISG15 ligase TRIM25-like. Gene Ontology annotation, molecular function: protein binding; zinc ion binding. The record is from RefSeq and is a predicted model, not a curated record. NCBI's taxonomy places the organism in Eukaryota, Metazoa, Chordata, Actinopteri, Cypriniformes, Cyprinidae. Bases 482 to 2179 code for a protein of 565 amino acids. The transcript is spliced from 7 exons.